Ipomoea triloba (trilobed morning glory) is the source of this 1258-nucleotide messenger RNA. Its product is annotated as repressor of RNA polymerase III transcription MAF1 homolog. Gene Ontology annotation, molecular function: RNA polymerase III core binding. Gene Ontology annotation, biological process: negative regulation of transcription by RNA polymerase III. The coding region runs from base 293 to 976 and encodes 227 amino acids. The transcript has 10 exons. Lineage: Eukaryota; Viridiplantae; Streptophyta; Magnoliopsida; Solanales; Convolvulaceae. The record is from RefSeq and is a predicted model, not a curated record. Gene Ontology annotation, cellular component: nucleus.
UUCUGCCCAUGCCGAAACCGAGACCCUCAAUCACCAACCAUCAAAAUCAAAAUCAAAAUCAAAAUCGUCAUAAUUCGAGAUUUUAAAAAUCCCCCAAAUUCACAAAUUUCCGAAUAUUCGAAUUUAGGGUUCUUCCCCCGUCUGUUUCUCUUUCCUAUAUUCGUAUAUCCCUUAAAAACGCAAAGAAAUCAGCGACUGUUUGAUUCGAGCGCUAAGUUCUCUCUCUCGACGUUGAAAAUAGGCUUAACUCUGGAUUGGUUUGUCGGCUAGGUAUCAUUCUGAUAUAUUUGCAAUGAAGUACCUGGAAUACACUCCACUUGAUCGUAUAAGUGAAUUUUUGAGUCAUGUGAACCUUGGAGAGCGCACUGUUAAGGGAUGUCUUGAACCGUACUCUUGCAAACAUACAGGAACAGAUAAGAAGCUGUCUCUCAGUUUGGAGAAUGAGAUUCUUGAUUACCUUGGAAAGUCUUCUGACACAGACUCUUCUUCACCAGUUGAUUAUCUAUGUUGUAGAUCCAGCCGAAAGACAUUGAUUUAUCUGCUCCUUACUCUCAAUCAUAUGUAUCCAGACUAUGACUUCAGUGCAGUGAAUGCUCACCAAUUUUUUACGGAAGAAAAUUGGGAUAGUUUUAAGCAGAUAUUUGAUACCUACAUGUUUGAAGCAUCAAAGGAAUGGCUUGAGACAAAUGAGGACAGUCCUCUACUGGAGACCUUGUACAAGGCCUUGGAUGAGGUUGUUAAAGUCACAGAAUGUGAAAUUUACAGUUACAAUCCGGAGGCUGAUGCAGAUCCGUUACAUGAAAAAGGAACCUUGCCAAACUGGCUUGAGGUCACCUCUAUUAGCUUGGAACUAGAAAAGUAUCUAGCCAUCUAUAUUGAUCACCAGGGGCCAAGAAAACUCCUCUGUAUUCCUGGUGAUUUCCAUUUUUCGGGCUUGCUACAGUCCACAAUUAGAAUGCUACUUUGUGAAAAUUAGGGCUUUCUCAUAUAUUUGCUCUUCUCCAAUGGAGUAGAAGAUCGAUACAUAUUGAGGUUGGGACAAGAGGGUGACCUGGAGGAAGCAGAUUUUGGUGUUUAGCUUUAAUUAGGCUGUGGCAUGCACCUUUUCAAUUUUGUGUCCAACUUGGUACAAGUUGGCCUGAGAUUGGUCAUUGAACUUGAUCUGCAUAGUGUGAACGGAGUAGGAAUUUGUGAUAAGGUGAGAGAUACUUGGAGGUAUGCACCAAUUAGACUGCAUAGUGAGCGGUGUGUUUGUCUC